Vitis riparia (riverbank grape) is the source of this 2314-nucleotide messenger RNA. Its product is annotated as UDP-glucose 6-dehydrogenase 1-like. The record is from RefSeq and is a predicted model, not a curated record. Bases 625 to 2067 code for a protein of 480 amino acids. NCBI's taxonomy places the organism in Eukaryota, Viridiplantae, Streptophyta, Magnoliopsida, Vitales, Vitaceae. Gene Ontology annotation, cellular component: nucleus; cytosol. The transcript is spliced from 2 exons. Gene Ontology annotation, biological process: glycosaminoglycan biosynthetic process. Gene Ontology annotation, molecular function: UDP-glucose 6-dehydrogenase activity; NAD binding.
GGUCUGGCCUUUUGAAUUCUAUGAGACCCUUGUGGGAAUUAUUGUCAUGAGUUCAUGAUCUGUUUGUGAAAGUUGGUUGAAUGCCUUCUUAUUCUUUUAUGUGGUUGGUAUGAUUUAGAAUAGAUAUGUAUGUUUGCCUUCAUCAAUGCACUCUUGCUUGUUUCUUUUAUGGUUUGUAAUCUCUGAAUUCUCUUUUUUUUAUUAUUUUGGGUCUUGUUUCAUGAGAUAAUUCUUAAUACAAAUGAGGACUUCAUUUUAUGCAUGACCAAACUGUUCCUUACUUUACCGAUCUCUUGCCCAUUUUUUAUAUUAUCAUAUUGAUUCGAUUGUUUGCGUCCGUUUUGUGAUUUUGCCUUCCUGUAUAGUAUCUUUUGGAAGUGCAAUUGACAGUUUUGCAACGAUUUGGUGGUAAACCAGAUGAAAUCCUGAUCACUUAUUAAAAUUGUGCACCUUCUUGAAAUUUUGUCUUUCUCUUUAGAUUCCAAUUUUGAGCUUUCAUCUAUCUGCCUAUAUUUCGAUCAGUUUAUUUGAUUCCUUCAUGCCAAAACAAUCCAUUGAUAUUUUCAUUUUAGUACCCCUUCAACCACAUUUCUUCAGGACAAGGUUUUCCAUAACACAACAAAAAUGGUGAAGAUCUGUUGCAUUGGAGCUGGAUAUGUUGGGGGUCCUACCAUGGCAGUUAUUGCCCUCAAAUGCCCCUCAAUUGAAGUGGCUGUUGUUGACAUAUCAAUUUCUCGGAUCACAGCUUGGAACAGUGACCAGCUCCCCAUUUAUGAACCAGGUCUUGAAGAAGUGGUGAAGCAGUGCAGAGGAAGGAACCUGUUUUUUAGCACCAAUGUGGAAAAACACAUCUCUGAGGCAGACAUAAUCUUUGUUUCUGUCAACACCCCAACAAAAACUCGGGGCCUUGGAGCUGGGAAAGCUGCAGAUUUGACAUACUGGGAGAGUGCAGCCCGAAUGAUUGCUGAUGUGUCAAAAUCCAACAAGAUUGUUGUUGAAAAAUCAACAGUUCCAGUAAAAACAGCUGAAGCGAUUGAAAAAAUUUUGUCCCAUAAUAGCAAGGGCAUCAGCUAUCAAAUUCUCUCGAACCCAGAAUUCCUUGCUGAGGGUACUGCUAUUCAGGACCUGCUUAACCCAGAUCGGGUUCUCAUUGGAGGCAGGGAAACACCUGGUGGCCAGAAGGCUAUAAAAGCAUUGAAAGAUGUUUAUGCUCAUUGGGUGCCUGAAGACAGAAUUAUUUCAACCAAUCUCUGGUCAGCAGAGCUCUCAAAGUUAGCUGCCAACGCCUUCUUGGCUCAGAGGAUUUCAUCUGUUAAUGCCAUGUCAGCUCUCUGCGAGGCAACUGGUGCUGAUGUUUCUGAGGUUUCCCAUGCUAUUGGUAAGGAUUCAAGAAUCGGGCCUAAGUUUCUCAAUGCCAGUGUUGGUUUUGGUGGAUCUUGUUUUCAGAAGGACAUCCUGAACUUGAUCUAUAUUUGUGAGUGCAAUGGCCUCCCUGAGGUUGCAAACUACUGGAAACAAGUCAUUAAGGUGAAUGACUACCAAAAGAACAGAUUCGUGAACCGGGUUGUCGCCUCUAUGUUUAACACCGUCUCAGGUAAGAAGAUUGCCAUACUUGGUUUUGCUUUCAAGAAGGAUACAGGUGACACAAGAGAAACUCCUGCAAUAGACGUUUGCAAGGGACUGUUGGGGGAUAAGGCAAGUUUGAGCAUAUAUGAUCCACAGGUCACAGGAGAUCAGAUCCAGAGGGAAAUCUCAAUGAACAAGUUUGAUUGGGACCAUCCAGUUCACCUCCAGCCAAUGAGCCCCACCUCGGUGAAGCAGGUAAACGUAGUCUGGGACCCUUAUGAGGCAACAAGGGAUGCCCAUGGGAUCUGCAUUCUUACUGAGUGGGAUGAAUUCAAGACUCUUGACUACCAGAGGAUCUUCAAUAACAUGCAGAAGCCUGCCUUUGUGUUUGAUGGUCGCAACAUUGUGAACAUUGAGAAGCUGAGGGAGAUUGGAUUUAUCGUGUACUCAAUUGGAAAGCCAUUAGAUCCAUGGCUCAAGGACAUGCCUGCUAUCGCAUAAGACAAAGAGUUUCUUCUCCUGGAGCCAAAACCCAAAACCAAUGCUGUUUUUCAUUCUUUGAAAUUUUUUUUUCCCUGCUUUUGGUGGCUUAUUUUGGACAGUAAUCAGCUUGGCCUCAGAAUUAUGAUAAACUGUAGUUUCAGUUACCUUCCCUUCAGUAAAAGCCUCAUAUGUGAUGUUGGCUGUUUUAAUUUGCUGUAAAACAAUAAUUGAGAAAGGUUUUUGAAAGUUUAUUCUUGUCUUCUUU